This is a messenger RNA of Acanthosepion pharaonis, 726 nucleotides long. The record is from the annotation of a GenBank genome assembly. NCBI's taxonomy places the organism in Eukaryota, Metazoa, Mollusca, Cephalopoda, Sepiida, Sepiidae.
AUGAAUCUAUCAAUCUAUCUAUUCUAUAUUAAAUUUAUUCAUAUUAUUUAUCUAUCUAUAAAUUAUAUAUCUAUCUAUCUAUAUACUGUUCGAUUUUAUUUUGCUAUCUAUCUAUCUAUUAUCUAUCUAUCUAAUAUAAUUCACUUUAAGAUGAAUUCAUCUAUCUAUCUAUCUAUGAAAGAAAAUCAUAAUUCAAUUUUGGCUUUUCAGGAAAUAUAUUUGAUUAUUUCUUUCCUUCGUGUAUUUCACCUCAUUCCUGUUCAGUUUCUUUCUUUCUUUCUUUCUUUCUUUCUUUCUUUCUUUCUUUCUUUCUUUCUUUCUUCAGUGUUUUUCUUCCAUUCAUUUUCAUGUGAUUCUGGUUUCUUUCCCUCUUUCUUUCUUUCUUUCUUUCUUUCUUUCUUUCUUUCUUUCUUUCUUUCUUCUGUUUAUUCUGAAAAAUGUACCGUCAGUGUUUUUCUUCCAUUCUUUCUCACGUGCUUUUGCUUCUUGCCAUUAAUUCUUUCUUUCUUUCUUUCUUUCUUUCUUUCUUUCUUUCUUUCUUUUUCUUUCUUUCUUUCCGCUUUUUACAAGAGUUUUUUUUUUCCUUUUCAUUCGUUCAUCCCUUUUUUCUCUCUUUCUUUUUCUUAUUCUUUAAUUCUUUCUUCAAUAUUCCUUUUUUUACCUUAUUUUAUUAGUCCAUUUUUUCUUUCUCUUAUUUAUUUCCUUGUUUCUUUCAUUUAUUCCUGA